UUAGAAUAAUUUUCAUCGCCAAAACUCGCAAUGAGUGAGUUGUUGAAGAUUUAGCGCAUUGUGUCUAGGCUAGGCCUUUAAAUAAAGAUACUCUGGUCUGGAUACAGCUAGUCACACUCUUAAUUUCUUUAUUUAUUGUUACAAAAUACAGGAAAAAUUUCUUAAAAAAUAACAUACACACCUCAAAAAAUAUAAGAAAACAAAACAAUUUUCCAACAUCUCACUGAUGGCGAAUCUUUACCAUAAAAAUUAUUGAAAUUAAUUUUUUUAUUAAUCUCUAUGCCAGUGCUAAAAAACAGAUAUGUACAUAAAAACUAUGAUUCCAGUCCUAUGAGACACCUGUAUGUAUUACGUAACAAAGAGAUGUCACUUUUAAAUGAAUGGGAUGUUUUCUUGUUUACGGUAUAUGUAUUCUUCAAGCAAUCCUCUGUCCUUAUCUACUGAUAUUGAUUGCUGUCCUUUUAGUAGUAUUCUUUGCUUUGUGGACCAUCUUUAGCAGAGUGUUGAAAAGCGUAAAACAUUUGGAAGGAAAAUUGAAAAGUCCAGUAUUUUCACAUCUGAGUGUAUCUCUUUACGGACUUACAACAAUUAGAGCGUUUAAUGCUGAAAGCAAAUUUAAAUCUAUGUUUAAUAAGUAUCAGGAUAAGCACACCGCAGUGUGGUUCUUUUACGUGGCGUUAAACCGAUGGCUUUCCAUAUACGGUCAUAUGAUUUGUAUCGUAAAUCUUAUUAUUACUGUUAUUAUUUUCGGUGUUUCAAAUAAUGCAGAUGACGCAGGAAGCAAAAUUGGACUUAUAUUGAAUUACGGAAUAAUAACAACUUUGUAUUUUCAACAUAUUACUUCAUUUGCAUCUGAAAUGGAAUUUCAGAUGAACUCGGUAAAACGUAUUCUGAAAUACAGCAAUUUGAAAUCGGAAGCUUCGUACGAAAGUUUGCCCGAAAAACGACCACCUUCGAACUGGCCCCAAACAGGAGAAAUUCAUUUCGAUAAUGUUUCUUUACAAUACUCCGAGGAUAAAAACAUCGUUUUAAAGAAUUUGACUUUUAGUAUUGGCUCUGGAGAAAAGAUAGGAAUUGUCGGGAGAACAGGAGCUGGAAAGAGUUCUAUAAUUGCUUCGUUAUUUCGCAUGACGGAGCCAACGGGAACAAUCACCAUCGAUGGAGUCAACACAAAGGAAAUCGGUCUUCGGGAUCUUCGUAGUAAAAUAUCCAUUAUCCCUCAAGAUCCGGUGUUGUUUACCGGUCCUCUUCGAAGAAACAUCGACCCUUUCAAUGAAUAUUCGGAAGAAAUGCUGUGGAAAGUCAUAGAAGAGGUACAGUUAAAAGAAGUUAUUAGUAAAUUACCUGGAGGGUUGGAUACGCAUUUAACGGAAGGAGGGAGAAAUUUCAGCGUGGGAGAAAGACAAUUAAUUUGUCUGGCCAGAACCAUUCUUCGCCGGAAUAAAAUUCUCGUCAUGGACGAAGCAACGUCUAAUAUUGAUAGAAGAACCGAUUCCUGUCUACAGAAAGUAAUUCGAGAGAGAUUCGAGUCUUGUACUGUGUUGACAAUAGCCCACAGAUUACAUACAAUUAUCGAUUCGGAUAGGGUUCUGGUACUAGAUACAGGAAAAUUAAAAGAAUUUGACUCCCCGUAUGCAUUACUGAAGAACGCAAAUGGUAUAUUUUAUAAUUUGGUAAAGAAGACGGGAGUAACUUCAAUGAAUGAAUUAUACAAUAUUGCCAAAGAGAAAUAUUACGCUAAAGAAAGGGUCGAACAAACAAAACUAUAAAAUAGUGGAUUGUCUUCAAGCCUAUAUCCGUCUUUUACAGAUCCGGUGUUAUGUUUAUUAUUUAAUUAAUUCUGUUCUUAGAGACAUUGAGUCAAGUAGUAUUUUCGCACAUCAAGUAAAACAUAAAAUUGCUAAUAUGUAAACAUUUGUGAGUUUAACUGUUAAAUUUAUCUAUGAUAAACAUUACCUAAAGAUAAUCGGAAGUUUUUUGAGAUAAUAUUUUUAGAAAUAUUUACAAUGGUUUAAUUCCCGAAAUGAAUUGAAUUUUAAUGUAUUAAAGAACGGUAAAUGGCUUUAACUGAAAUAAUUUAAUGCAAGAUUUGUUAAUGAAUUUAGUCAGAAAAUGUUAAUCCAGAAUAUAAUUCCAAUAGUAAAUAUGUAUUGUGGCAGAAAUUUGCUUUACGGUAAUAACUAAAAUAACUAGCUUUACGGUAAUAACUACUGUUCUGAAUGUUUUUGCAUUCGUAUUAUUUUCGUUUCUGUGUCUAAUAUUAAAUCGACAUCUUAUAGGAAACAGAUGUUUAGUUAGUUUUCUUAGUGGUCUGUGGGUAAAGGAAAUUCUUUAUUGCAAUAUAAAUCACCAAAAAUUACAAAUUAAAAAUUUGAAAUCAUUAAAAUGUAAUUAAUAUUUCAUUAAACGAUAAUUUACAUAAUUAUACCGGUACCCCAUAAAGAAGAAAUGAAUUUAAGUAUUGAAUGUUUUGUAUUGGAAGAAAUUAACAAAUGAAACAAAUAAAAUUAGACAAAAACUGAAAACUUAUUGUUAUUCGUAAAACUGUACUUUAUGCAAACGCGAACAAUGUUUAAAAUUUAAAAAAUAAUUUCGUAAACAGAUAGAAGACAUCCAGACGGCAAGUUGUACGGGCGCUAAAUUCGCCCAGUUAAGUAUUUAAUGUAUAUAGAUAAUAAAUAAGAUAGGAGGAAUUAAACGUGUGAUAUUUGUAUCAUGAUGAUUGAAAGAUAUUUUUGAUAAUAUCAUAAUUAAUGAAUAUAUUCAUAUUACAGUUAGUAAAUAGUAUAGUUAAGUAAUUGCUAAUAACAGUCUUUUAGAUAGUCGAAAAAGGCCCGUGGCCGUAGCAUCUCGAAAUAAAAUUAAACAGACAAGCAAAUAGAAUUCGAAUUAGAAACUAAAGAAAACAAAAUUGAAAGACAUCGCUUUUAGAUUUGGAAAAUCUACUUUAUUACAUAAAGGAGUUUCGGCUUUAAAGGGCAUGCUUGUAACAGUAACACAAGAAUAAGUUUCUACCCUCAGUAAAAACUAGUUUUUUAAGUGUAACAGGG
Centruroides sculpturatus (bark scorpion) is the source of this 3050-nucleotide messenger RNA. Its product is annotated as multidrug resistance-associated protein 4-like. Gene Ontology annotation, biological process: transmembrane transport. The transcript is spliced from 10 exons. The record is from RefSeq and is a predicted model, not a curated record. Lineage: Eukaryota; Metazoa; Arthropoda; Arachnida; Scorpiones; Buthidae. Gene Ontology annotation, cellular component: membrane. Gene Ontology annotation, molecular function: ATP binding; ATP hydrolysis activity; ABC-type transporter activity. Bases 381 to 1769 code for a protein of 462 amino acids.